Mesorhabditis spiculigera is the source of this 2256-nucleotide messenger RNA. The record is from the annotation of a GenBank genome assembly. Lineage: Eukaryota; Metazoa; Nematoda; Chromadorea; Rhabditida; Rhabditidae.
AUGCGCGCCCUCCUCUACAUCUACCUCAAGAAUGAGCACGGGCUCGAGGGGCACGUCGCCCGCGCCAUCUCGCACGCCUUCAACUGCAUCGCGUAUUUCACGCCCGUGUUCGGCGCCGUUGCGGCCGACUCGUAUUUUGGAAAAUAUAAAGUGAUCCUGGUGGUGUCGAUCGUCUACGUGUUGGGCCACGCCCUGCUGUCGAUGGGUGCGUGGCCGGCGCUUGGGUCGGGCGUUCGCCAGACACUCGACUACCUCGGGCUGCUGACGAUCGCCCUCGGCACCGGCGGCAUCAAGCCGUGCGUCUCCGCAUUUGGCGCUGACCAGAUCCCAGCCGAUGCGGAGGAGCUGCGCGGGUCUUACUUCUCCUACUUCUACAUGGCCAUCAACACCGGCGCGCUGUUCUCCACCUUCCUGACGCCGCAGCUCCGCGACAUGCGCUGCGCCGGCGGCAAGACGUGUUACCCGGUGGCUUUUGGCGUCCCCGGUGUGUUGAUGUUCAUCGCCCUGGUCCUGUUCAUCUGCGGCUCGGCGUGGUACGUGAAGCGCCGCCCGCUCGGGCGCAACAUCUUCAAGGAGAUCUUCGGCUGUAUCUGGCUUGGCGCCAAGCGACGUCUGUCUGGCACCCCCCCGGAGCCGAAAUCGCCGGACGACGACGGCGACGCGUCCAAGUCGCAGUCAAAGUCCCAGAAGUCGCAGGUGUCGCGCCGCGGAAAGUCCGGCGUCUCCGAAUCGAAGCACAGCAAGGCGGAGUUGCCCAAGCCGGCCAAGGCGGUCAAGCCGGAGCAACCGGAUGAGUUCAACCGACGGUACCGCUGGCUCGACUGCGCCGCCCCAGAAUAUUCGCCCACGCAGAUUGUGGCUGUGAAGAGCACCCUGGCUGUCGUUGUCGUCUUGUGGCCGUUGAUCUUCUUCUGGUUCCUCUACGACCAGCAGGGCACCACCUGGGUCGAGCAGGCCACCCACAUGAACGGGCGCAUGUUCGGCAAGAUUUGGAUCAGUGCCGAGACGAUGCAAGUCAUCAACCCGAUCCUGAUCGUGACGCUGAUCCCCAUCUGCCGCUACGGACUGUAUCCGGCCCUCGAAAAAUGCGUGCACCUGACCGAGCUGCGCAAGCUGGGCACCGGCAUGUUGAUGGCGGCCGUCUCAUUUUUCGUCGCUGGCUUCUUGCAGAUCAAAAUCGACGCCGAUCUCGGUCUCCCGCCCGCCAACCAUGCCUACGUCCGCUCGCUCAACCACAACGAGAUCCCGCUCAACUCGAUCAACGGAACCGGGCAGUAUCUGCUCCACGAAAAUUUCCUGGCCGUCCCGUUCGGCGAGUACACAUCAUCGGGCGGCCCCGAUCGGUACGCGCUGCAACAGAAGACCUACACCGACGAGGGAGCCGUCGACAGCGUGGCUGCCAUGUUCCAUUUUGAUGAAGCCGAGAAGCCAGAGGGCGAUGACGACAACGUGGUGUCAAACUGGGAGCUGAAAAACGGCGCCACGUUCCUCUUCACGCACCGCAUCUGGGAUGAAGUGGAAUGGAACGUGCGUGUCGGCGAUGGAUGCAAAUCAGACGCCCCCGAAAAGUGCAAGACCGUCACCCUGGAGAAUGGUGCGGCGGCCGUGUACGUCUUGUGGGUACCGGCUAGCGGCGAGCCCCAGCUGGUGCAAGUGAUUGAGCCCUACCAGACGCACGUACUCUUCCAGCUUCCGCAGCUCUUCAUCAUCUCCCUGGGCGAGAUUUUCCUGUCCAUCACCGGCUUGGAGUUCGCGUACUCGCAGAGCCACCCGCUGAUGAAGAGUGUCAUGCAGGCCGUCUGGACGUUGACGGUGUCGUUUGGAAACUUGACGGAGAUGAUCCUGUCCAUGGUCAACCCCAUGAAGGGCAUGCCGAUGGUGGAGAUGUUCGUCUACGGCGGCAUCAUCGUCGUCGUCUGGCUCAUCUACGCCCUGCAGGCCUGCUGCUACGUGUACGUCGGCGGGUUCCCUGACGACGACGACGAGGAGCCGAUCUCACCCACCAAGGACUCGCAGGCAUCCAAGUACGACGACACACUAUGCUAUUCUUUAAACCCAUGCUUACAAGGAUGUGACGACAAAAACCUGCGGCAGACGACGGAUAAUGUAAUUUGGAGCGUGCCGCAUCUGGAGGCCCGAAACUCGGCAAAUCCGGGAUUGUAUCCCGGAGCUACGAUCACGACCGGAAGGGCGGAGCGAAAUGGAAUCGGAAAACGAAAGAAGCUAAAGAAACCUCCAUUAAAUACGUUGAAUAAA